This is a messenger RNA of Aspergillus caelatus, 1196 nucleotides long. Its product is annotated as DUF3632 domain-containing protein. Bases 128 to 1144 code for a protein of 338 amino acids. NCBI's taxonomy places the organism in Eukaryota, Fungi, Ascomycota, Eurotiomycetes, Eurotiales, Aspergillaceae. The transcript has a single exon. The record is from RefSeq and is a predicted model, not a curated record.
CUCUUUUCAUAGAUGAUAUAUCCGUUGAAGUCUAUCUCUCCUACACUCACCUCAUUUUCAGAGAUUCACCCACGUGACCUUUAUCAGCAAUCGGUACUGCCAACACAUUCACGUUCCUGAACUCAGGAUGCACGACUUACUAAGAGAUUCACCAAGCUCACCGCCGCGGGAUAUACCUUCCAGCUUCGCCGCCUCAGAGGAUUAUUGGGAUCUGGAGGAGGCUGCUCGAGCAGGGAAUUUCGACCUCCUCCGAUCUGUAGCAUUUAACAGAGCAUGGUAUAUGGGCCAAAGCUAUUGCCGGAGUCAGGUAUCUAUUGAUUCUAGAGAGCCAUAUCUACAUUCUCUGUGGUACGUGCAUUACCAAUGCGCCAGACAUAUCUCCCACGAAAACUUUGAGCAAGACAGAUGGAUACUCGACAUCCUCCGGACGCGGGGACGCGGGCCCCUAACAAGGCCCGCACCGGGCGCUGGUAUUGAUAUUGCUAGAACUCCCGAUGGUACUGUCUGGAACGACCUGCCGUUCCUCGCGACGGAUAUGACAGAGUUUUGGAUCAAAGACUGUGCGGCAAUGGGCUCAAAGCAGCGUCUUAAUACUGCAUCCUUCCUUGCGAAGCUUGCGUCCACGCGUAUUGCGAACGAUCGGAUUUGCCAGAUUGCUCUGGUCCUUUUUCGUAAUAUAUUCGAGACCGAGCGUCCCCUUGGUAGCUCUAAUGAGCCCGACGACGAAGACCAUCGCCGUCCAAUGCAUAUGAUCACUAUUGCUUCGUUACUCCCAUCUGCAUGUGCUUGGAUCCGAGAAGCUGGGCAUAAUAUUAUACUCUUAUCCGAUGUCUCAUGGAAUAACUGCUCCAACAGUAUUAUUGGGAGAGGUGGCUUCACUUUUACCCAGUCGGAGCUAGGUCAACGAGCACCUGGUGGAUUUAGUCCCUGGAGAUGGUUAUACUGGCUUAAGCGGUUGCAUCAGAUUGCCGAUGAAGCAUUCAAAGCAGAUGAGAAGCUUCUUGCAGAGCAGGCCGCGACGGCAAUUGAAAUUAUGUUGAGUGAUGUCAAGGAGAGAAACUCUCAGAUUCUCAGAGUAUUUGAGAAAGCGGGCGAUGCUAUAACCCAGGAUAAGGAUUUCAUGGGCCUAAAGAAGAAAUGGUAGAUACAGCGCAACCAGACUUGAUCCUAUGUCCAAGGGCUACUGUUUUCUUUUU